This is a messenger RNA of Labrus bergylta (ballan wrasse), 3185 nucleotides long. Lineage: Eukaryota; Metazoa; Chordata; Actinopteri; Labriformes; Labridae. The record is from RefSeq and is a predicted model, not a curated record.
UGUUGUUCCUGAAGGGCAGGAGAAGUUCAAGAAGAGUGGACAUGUUGCUUUUUACAGGCGACAGACUCAGGGUCCAAUCCUACAGUACAAGGCUCUUCUGGACACCAUGGUGCUCUCAGAGAAGGGGGCACGUUUUGAACUGCUUGAGCCCGACACGCAGACCAAACUGCUUCUUUCUGUGUCACCUUGCAAAAACGACACCGUAAAGAUACUCGUCGAUGAACUCCGUCCUCUGAAGGCACGCUACAGAGUUCCAGAUGUGAUGACGGGGGAGCCACAGUGUGAACAGUUGAGAGUGGUAAGACAGUCUCAGCACUCCAUCACUCUUUCCUGGUCUUCAGGAUGUCACCAGGUUUGCGUGUGGCAUUUCCCGUUCCGACUGGAGAUCCUGUGUGAAGAGGAAGUGGUGGUAACGUUCAACUCUAAAGGAAAACUGUGGUUCGAGACGUUGCAGGAUCCACCCAGGGUUACGCCUCCUGGUAGAGAGCUUGAAGAAGACGACACAAGUUUCUUAUGGAAGGAGACUUUCAGGCAGUUUGAGGACGUCAAAGCUAACUGUCCCUCUAGCAUUGGGUCGGACUUUUGUCUUCACGGGUUCAGUCAUGUGUUCGGUCUUCCAGAGCACGCUGACAGCCUCCAGCUCAAAGACACCAGAGAUGGUGAACCCUACCGGCUGUAUAACCUGGAUGUGUUUGCCUAUGAGCUGCACAGCCGCCUCGGCCUGUACGGCUCGGUGCCGCUGUUGGUGGCUCACAAACCAGAGAGGACUCUGGGUCUGUUUUGGCUGAAUGCAUCGGAAACAUUUGUGAAUGUUUAUUACCGCCCGUCUGAUCAUCAGAAUGACCAGACACCUCGAGUGAAGAGGAGGCGGACGCAGCCUCAGACCGACGUCCGCUGGCUGUCGGAGAGCGGUGUGAUCGACUGCACGGUUCUCCUCGGGCCCACUCCACAGCAGCUCUUCUCCCAGUACGCUCAGCUGACAGGAUAUCAAGCGCUCCCUCCUCUCUUUUCUCUCGGGUACCACCAGUGUCGCUGGAACUACGACGACGAAGCCGACGUGAAGGCUGUGGACGCGGGAUUUGACCACCACGACAUCCCGUACGACGUCAUUUGGCUGGACAUCGAGCACACGGAAGGGAAGCGGUAUUUCACCUGGGACUCUGCUCUUUUCCCUGAUCCAGCCGGCCUGCAGCGCCACCUAGAGAAGAAGAGGAGAAAGUUGGUUGUGAUAAGUGACCCCCACAUCAAGGUCGAUCCUGAUUGGUUGCUGUACUGCGAGGCCAGAGACGGAGGGCAUUUUGUGAAGAACAGAGAGGGGCAGAUCUAUCGGGGCUCGUGCUGGCCUGGGGAAUCCUCUUACCUUGACUUCAGCAGUCCAGACACUCGAGCGUGGUACUCCAGAUGUUUUGGCCUGGAGAAGUACAAGGGAUCGACUCCAUCAUUGUUUGUGUGGAAUGACAUGAACGAACCGUCUGUGUUCGACGGGCCGGAGAAGACGAUGCCGAAAGACGCAGUGCAUUAUGGGGGUUUGGCGCACAGAGAAGUACACAACCUGUACGGCUUCCACCAGCACAUGGCGACGUUCGAGGGUCUGAUCACUCGCUCAGGAGGCUCACAGAGACCGUUUGUCCUUUCACGCUCCUUCUUUGCCGGAUCACAGAGAUUUGGAGCCGUGUGGACAGGUGACAACGCCGCCAGCUGGGAUUACCUGAAGAUCUCCAUCCCGAUGCUCCUGUCUCUGAGCGUGGCAGGCAUCGCUUUUUGUGGAGCUGAUGUCGGUGGGUUCGUUCAGGAUCCGGAGCCCGAGUUGCUGAUCCGCUGGUACCAAGCAGCUGCCCUGCAGCCGUUUUUCAGAGGUCACUCUGCAAAGAUGACAAAGCGCCGGGAGCCCUGGCUGUUCGGCGAGGAAGUCACAGCUGCGAUCCGCUCUGUGAUCGAGGAGAGGUACUGUUUGCUGCCGUACUGGUACACUCUGUUCCACCAUUCUCACACCUGCGGUCUGCCUCCUCUCAGACCUCUGUGGGUUGAAUUUCCAAGAGAACAGAACACCUUCUCUGUGGACAACCAGUACAUGAUUGGGCGAGCUCUGCUGGCCUGUCCUGUCACUGAACCCAAAGUUAAAGAAAUCCAAGUGUUGCUUCCUGGAUCUGCUGAGGUCUGGUUCGAUAUCCACUCUGCAGAGGGGUUUAAAGGAGGCAGGACGCUGAGUCUUCCCGUCACCAUGGAUACAGUCCCUGUGUUCCAGCGUGGCGGCUCGGUGGUCUGCAGGUCUACAGGAAGUGGCUCCUGCACAGCUGACGUUCAGUGGAUGCCGCUCUCCAUCACUGUGGCCCUAAACUCUCAGGGUGCCGCUGAUGGUGAGUUGUACCUGGACGACGGCCACUCCUUCAGCUACCGGGACAGGAAGGCUUUCUGCCUGCGCAGGUUCAACAUGCUGUCCGGCCGGCUGCUCUGCCGUCCUGCCAGUGAAGAAGGAACAUAUGAGUGUGAAACUGUCGUUCAGUCGGUCUCCAUCCUGGGCCUGAAGAGCAAACCGUCCUCAGUGGUGGUUCAUGUGUCCGGAGCUGGAGACACCCGUGCUGCGUUUCAGUACACAGAGAGCUGCAGCACGCUGACAGUGAACGACCUGGACCUCCGAGUGACCACAGACUGGGACAUACAGAUAGGUUAACUGUGAAAGUGUCGACCACUGAUUGUCCAUCCUCUUGACUGUUUGAGUCAAGGAACGAAGAACGUCAUUUAAACCCUCAGAUAAAUAAAGUAAAUAAACAUUUAGAACAAAAUAAAGACUCGUUUAAGGGGUCUUUCAGAUAGGAUGCAGAAUGUCACUUAGCAACUUGCCCAUUGAUUUGCAGAUGAGUGCUCUGCCCCCCCCCCCGCUCUUCCCCGCGGUGAGCGAUGCAGCGCACACCACAUCCUAUCAGAAAGGCCCUUAAGACCCCGAAGUGGACACAGCACCAAAUAUUAAAUUUUUUACUUAUAUUGAACUUUUGAGCCCUUUGAUGAACACAUCGUCUCUCCGCUGACUCUGCUGAGUUUCCUGACUGAAUCUCAGUUUAUGUUUGAAUCAAGAAGUCUGAACAAAGAUUCAAAUCUAAAAAUGUGAUUUUAUUUAUAAUAUGUAGAUUAAAUAUGUUGAUUUUAAUCUGUGAAUAAAGGACAAACUCGUGCAGCUCCUUUUGACA